This is a messenger RNA of Merops nubicus (carmine bee-eater), 1206 nucleotides long. It is a transcript of the gene PLEKHA3, whose product is annotated as pleckstrin homology domain containing, family A (phosphoinositide binding specific) member 3. The transcript has 7 exons. Gene Ontology annotation, biological process: receptor recycling; retrograde transport, endosome to Golgi; endosome organization. The annotation marks the transcript as partial. Gene Ontology annotation, cellular component: trans-Golgi network; recycling endosome; early endosome. The record is from RefSeq and is a predicted model, not a curated record. Lineage: Eukaryota; Metazoa; Chordata; Aves; Coraciiformes; Meropidae.
GUUGGCAGCCUCGGUGGUUUGUUUUAGACAAUGGGAUACUGUCAUACUAUGACUCACAAGAUGAUGUUUGCAAAGGCAGCAAAGGAAGUAUAAAGAUGGCUGUGUGUGAAAUAAAAGUUCAUGCAACAGACAACACAAGGAUGGAACUGAUUAUCCCAGGGGAACAGCAUUUCUAUAUGAAAGCAGUUAAUGCAGCCGAAAGACAGAGGUGGCUGGUAGCACUGGGGAGUGCAAAAGCCUGUUUAGCAGAUACCAGAACAAAAAAAGAAAAAGAGAUAAGUGAGACCACUGAAUCUCUUAAAACCAAAAUGUCUGAACUUCGUCUCUACUGUGAUCUUUUAAUGCAGCAAGUUCAUACAAUACAAGAAUUUGUUCACCAUGAUGAGACUCGCCCUCUUCCCAGCAUUGAGAACAUGAAUGAAGCCUCUUCCUUGCUUAGUGCCACGUGUAAUACAUUUAUCACGACACUUGAAGAAUGUGUGAAGAUUGCUAAUGCCAAGUUUAAGCCAGAACUGUUCCAGCUGCCUCACCCUGAUCCCUUAGUUUCUCCUGUGUCACCGUCACCUGUGCAAAUGAUGAAGCGUUCCAUUAGCCACCCUGGUCCUUGCUAUUCAGAAAGGACUAAUCACUCUGUAAAAGAGCCAGUUUCGUCCUUCCAUAGACUGUCACAGCAGCGCAGAAGGACAUACUCAGAUACAGAAUCUUGCAGUGACUCUCCUUUUGAAGAUCCCCAGCGAUCUGCUCACUGUUCUAGAAGUACUGUCAAUGGAGAUCUGGUAUCAUCAACCAUUCCUGAAGAAAAUAGAUCAGUAUCAAAAGGAAGAUCUGAACAAGAAGAGACUCUUUCAUCCUUUUCUUCCUGAAGAAAUUGAAAGUAUUCAAUUUUCUAUGAAUAAUGCUAUGCAAAAGCUGCUGUAAUUAUACUGUUGUUAUAGGAAGUAGUAAUUUCCCUUUUUAGAAGGAUUUCUCUGCACUUUAUAGAAUAACAUAAAAAAUAUCUUUGAAGUGUAUUUUAUCUUUAUAUAGUUUAUUUGCAAGAGUAUUUUCCUAAUAUUUCACAGUAUGAAUGUGCAUUUUUUGGAACAAAUGGUGGCUUAACAGAUAAGCAUCCACAUUUGUAAAUGUAGCUCUUUUUAAAAAGUGUGAAGGUCUGACUGACACAUAAGUAAACCUUCAGGUUAUAAACUUCAGCAGAAAGAUUUCAUU